Messenger RNA from Sciurus carolinensis (gray squirrel), 3682 nucleotides. It is a transcript of the gene Skor1, whose product is annotated as SKI family transcriptional corepressor 1. Gene Ontology annotation, biological process: negative regulation of BMP signaling pathway; negative regulation of transcription by RNA polymerase II. The record is from RefSeq and is a predicted model, not a curated record. Bases 209 to 2977 code for a protein of 922 amino acids. NCBI's taxonomy places the organism in Eukaryota, Metazoa, Chordata, Mammalia, Rodentia, Sciuridae. Gene Ontology annotation, molecular function: DNA-binding transcription factor activity, RNA polymerase II-specific; SMAD binding; RNA polymerase II cis-regulatory region sequence-specific DNA binding. The transcript is spliced from 9 exons. Gene Ontology annotation, cellular component: transcription regulator complex; nucleus.
CCUGGCGCCCAGCGCCUGCUGAGAGCGGGAGGGGCCGCGGGUGGGAGCGCGGGGAGCCGGAGAGCGAGGCUGUGCGCGCGCGCGGGGAGGGGCCGCGCCGUCACCCGGAGAGCCCGGCGGAUCCUGGACUCCCUCCCGCCCCUCCGCCCGCCGCGCACCUCUGCGCACCACUCGCCCGGCUCCAGCCGCCGCCGCACGGAGCGGCGGCAUGGAGGCUCUCACCACUCAGCUGGGGCCGGGGCGCGAGGGCAGCUCCUCUCCAAACUCCAAGCAGGAGCUGCAACCUUACUCGGGCUCCAGCGCCCUCAAACCCAACCAGGUGGGAGAGACGUCGCUGUAUGGGGUGCCUAUCGUGUCUCUUGUCAUCGACGGCCAGGAGCGCCUGUGUCUGGCGCAAAUCUCCAACACCCUUCUCAAGAACUACAGCUACAAUGAGAUCCACAACAGGCGCGUGGCUCUGGGCAUCACGUGCGUGCAGUGUACGCCGGUGCAGCUGGAGAUUCUACGUCGGGCCGGGGCCAUGCCCAUCUCGUCGCGCCGCUGCGGCAUGAUCACCAAGCGCGAGGCCGAACGCCUGUGCAAGUCAUUCCUGGGCGAGCACAAACCACCCAAACUGCCUGAGAACUUCGCCUUUGAUGUGGUGCAUGAGUGCGCAUGGGGCUCGCGUGGCAGCUUCAUCCCUGCGCGUUACAACAGUUCGCGUGCCAAGUGCAUCAAGUGCGGCUACUGCAGCAUGUACUUUUCGCCUAACAAGUUCAUCUUCCACUCGCACCGCACACCCGAUGCCAAGUAUACUCAGCCCGACGCCGCUAACUUCAACUCGUGGCGUCGUCACCUCAAACUCAGUGACAAGUCGGCCACAGACGAACUGAGCCACGCUUGGGAGGACGUCAAGGCCAUGUUUAAUGGCGGCACGCGCAAGCGGACCUUCUCGCUGCAAGGAGGUGGCGGGGGAGGUGCUAAUGGCGGGUCCGGUGGUCAGGGGAAGGGAGGAGCUGGCGGCGGUGGUGGUGUCGGUCCAGGGUGCGCCGAGAUGGCCCCGGGCCCACCGCCCCACAAAAGCCUGCGCUGUGGUGAAGAUGAGGCGGCCGGGCCUACGGGUCCACCUCCUCCCCACCCACAGCGCGGACUUGGCCUAGCGGCAGGAGCUAGUGGCCCUACAGGCCCUGGAGGGCCUGGUGGCAGUGCCGGCGUACGUAGCUACCCCGUUAUCCCGGUGCCCAGCAAAGGCUUUGGCCUGUUGCAAAAGCUCCCCCCGCCACUUUUCCCUCAUCCUUAUGGUUUUCCCACGGCCUUCGGCCUAUGUCCCAAAAAGGACGACCCGGUAUUGGGUGCUGGUGAGCCCAAGGGCGGCCCUGGCACUGGGAGCGGCGGCGGCGCGGGCACUGGUGCGGGUGCAGGUGGCCCGGGAACGGGCCACUUGCCCCCAGGAGCAGGGGCCGGCCCCGGCGGCGGCACCAUGUUCUGGGGGCAUCAACCCUCUGGGGCAGCCAAGGAUGCAGCGGCGGUAGCUGCAGCGGCGGCCGCCGCCACUGUGUACCCGACGUUCCCCAUGUUCUGGCCAGCUGCAGGCAGUCUCCCGGUGCCGCCCUACCCCGCCGCGCAGAGCCAAGCAAAGGCCGUAGCGGCUGCUGUAGCCGCAGCGGCGGCAGCAGCAGCAGCGGCUGCUGGCGGCGGCGGCCCAGAGCCCCUGGACGGUGCUGAGCCAGCCAAGGAGAGCAGCCUCGGAGCUGAGGAGCGCUGCCCGAGUGCAUUAUCCCGCGGGCCCCUGGACGAGGACGGUGCUGAAGAGGCACUACCACCACCCCUGGCCCCUCUGCCCCCUCCACCACCUCCACCUGCUCGCAAGGGCUCCUACGUGUCGGCCUUCCGACCUGUGGUCAAGGACACCGAGAGUAUUGCCAAGCUCUAUGGUAGCGCCCGCGAGGUGUAUGGUGCGGGGCCUGCUCGUGGGCCAGGGCCAGGCGCGGGGACAGGCGGCGGCUACGUGAGCCCGGAUUUUCUGAGCGAGGGGAGCUCCAGCUACCAUUCCGCCUCGCCCGACGUGGACACCGCGGACGAGCCCGAGGUGGACGUGGAAUCCAACCGCUUCCCGGAUGAUGAGGGGGCCCAGGACGAGAACGAACCCAGCGCACCCGGCGCGGGAGGUGGUCCAGACGGCGACCAGCCCACUGGGCCCCUCUCUGCUACUUCCUCAGGCCCAGAAGGUCCCACAGACUCUCCCGACAGCGGUAGCCCUCGCCCGCGGCGCCGCCUCGGGCCUCCCCCAACCGGCGGGUCUGCAUUUGGUGACUUGGCAGCGGACGACGUGGUACGGAGACCUGAGAGGAGCCCCCCAAGCGGCUACGAGCCUCGAGAGUCUUGCGGGCCCCUAGGAGGUCCCCCGACGGCCAAGGUGUACGCGCCGGAGAGGGAUGAGCACGCGAAGAGCGCCGCGGCUGCGCUGGGGCCCACUGCCUCCUACCUCUGCACCCCCGAGGCCCACGAGCCAGAUAAGGAAGACAAUCACUCGACCGCCGAUGAUUUGGAAACGAGGAAAUCCUAUUCAGACCAAAGGAGUAUCUCCCAGCCAAGUCCCACAAAUACAGACCGAGGAGAAGAUGGGCUUACCUUGGAUGUCACGGGAACUCAGCUGGUGGAAAAAGAUAUCGAAAACCUGGCCAGAGAAGAAUUGCAAAAAUUGCUCCUGGAGCAAAUGGAUCUACGAAAGAAGCUGGAGCGAGAAUUUCAGAGUCUCAAAGAUAAUUUUCAGGAUCAAAUGAAGAGGGAAUUGGCUUAUCGAGAAGAAAUGGUGCAACAGCUGCAAAUUGUCAGAGACACUCUGUGUAACGAGCUGGACCAGGAGCGGAAGGCGCGCUAUGCCAUACAGCAAAAAUUAAAAGAAGCCCACGACGCCCUGCACCACUUCUCCUGCAAGAUGUUGACGCCCCGCCACUGCACUGGCAACUGCUCCUUCAAGCCCCCGCUGUUGCCCUAGGGCCGGCCCGGCCGCGCCCACGCGCCCUCAAGCCAUGCUGCUCCUUCUUGUAAAUACCCGCUGCCACGGCGGCCCAGAGCGAGGAACAAGCCAUUCGGACCGACCGAUGUAAAUACAGCCGCCCUCCGCCAGCCCUCCUUCAGGGCGCCCGGACCUUGUCCGGACCCUCCCCGGCGUCCCAGUCCAGGGCCCCGGCUCAGUUUCCAAGUGUAAAUACCGCCUCGCCCCUCGGUUGAACUCCAGGGCAUCGGACCUCAAGGGGUUAACUGGACCCGCGUGGGAGGAGGGGAGAGGGAGGACGUCUCCGAUCCCCUGUCCUGUGUAAAGCCUCGGACCCCAAUUGUGAAUACAAUGUAGCAACUUCGCUUGCGCCGGACCCGCGCUCCCCGUCCUGUCCACUCUCUUGUUCCUAAUGACUAAGUGGCUAUGUGCAAUGGAUAUAAAUGUACUGUGAGUCUCUUGGUUCAGUAUUAGGUUCACUUUUUAUUUAUGCUAUAAGUUGUUUUUCUUUCUUCUCCUGGACCUAGUUCCAGUCCCCUUUGCAUCCCCCUUUGGAUUUUACUUUAUUUAUUUAUUUUUGUUGUAGUUGUAACUUCUCGAUGUAACAGCACUUUAAAAGGGCAACAACUGACUCACGAGAAGGCGACCACCUUAAGCCUGUUUGGGGAGACCACCCUGUAUCCGAGACUUUUGUUUUUAAUAAAA